This is a messenger RNA of Mauremys mutica (yellowpond turtle), 1635 nucleotides long. Its product is annotated as leukosialin-like. Gene Ontology annotation, cellular component: external side of plasma membrane. The transcript has 2 exons. The record is from RefSeq and is a predicted model, not a curated record. Gene Ontology annotation, biological process: regulation of immune response; regulation of T cell migration; regulation of T cell activation. NCBI's taxonomy places the organism in Eukaryota, Metazoa, Chordata, Testudines, Geoemydidae. Gene Ontology annotation, molecular function: transmembrane signaling receptor activity; heat shock protein binding. The coding region runs from base 247 to 1635 and encodes 462 amino acids.
CACUUCCUUCCAGGUUUUUCACCAUUUCCUCUCCUCCUCGUCACCCUUUCUCGUUCACUCGUUCCUGCCCCGUCCUGCAGCGGAGGGGCUGCCACGUGCUGGUCCUGGGCUCAGACCCCCCCACCAGCCCCCAGCCCCACCUGCAGCCACGAGGCUGGUGUUUGUGCGUCCGGCGCGUCUCCCGUCCCCUCUCUGCUCCGGACCCGUCCGCUGAGCCCCGGCCCGGGACCAGGGAGCCCAGACACCAUGGCGGUAUCGGGGGCCUGGCCCCAGCCGAAAAUCCGGCCUACGCUCCUGCUUCUCCUGGUAGCUGCAGCCUGUGCACAGGUGUCACUCGAAGAGAAGGAGACGGCCAGUGAGGAAAGCCGGCACAUCGGUACCAGUCCAGAAACUGCCUCGUCCUCUGCCGAAUUAGCCAGAAACAGCCCCGAGCCCUCUGCCGAAUUAGCCAGAAACAGCACCGAGCCCUCUGCCGAAUUAGCCAGAAACAGCACCGAGCCCUCUGCCGAAUUAGCCAGAAACAGCCCCGAGCCCUCUGCCGAAUUAGCCAGAAACAGCACCGAGCCCUCUACCGAAUUAGCCAGAAACAGCCCCGAGCCCUCUGCCGAAUUAGCCAGAAACAGCACCGAGCCCUCUGCCGAAUUAAGGCAUCCACAGCAGGAACCCACCGCCGCCCAGAUGCUGGCAAUGAAAGAUUCGGUUGGCUCAGUGUCUCCGUCUGGCCUUCCCUCUACGGAGGCGACCGUGGCCCCGAGAUCCGGCCUGGCCAGGGCGACGGCAGCGGGUGGCGAACAGCCCGUCACGGAUGAGAAGCUGAAGGGGCAGGCGGGCACGGUGGCAGGGAGCCCGGGUCCGGGGCAGGAGACUCAGACCGUGCCAGGCAGGGGCGGGCAGACCACGAGCGCCCCCAUGGAGCCCGCCAAGGGCACCGAUCGGAGCGGGCACAACCAGACCGCGCCAGCCAGCACCCAUCGGACCGGCCGCUACAGGGCCGCCCCAGACCACACCUCUGGGCCCUGGGAGAAGCAGCCCACCCCCAAACUCUCGCCCCCUGCCCUCUCCCUCACCCCGCCUGCCAAGAAACAGGAGCCCGUCCCCGAGGACAUCACAACCCCGGCCUCCAGCCCCGCCCCCGGCACCCGCCAGCUGCCCGUGAUCAUCAUUGUGGUGCUGCUGGUUGUCGCCAUCGUGGUGCUGGCCCUGCUCGGCCUGGCGCUGCACUGUCGGCGCCGGCGCCGCUGCGGCUCCACCAGCUUCAGCGGGGGGGCGGGGCCCGGCGAGUGGGCGGGGCCGGUGAGCCUGCCGGAGGAGAAGGGCGAGGGGCAGGCCGGGGACGGGGGGCAGCAGGCCGGGCUGGGCGAAGGCAGGCGGCCCACGCUGACCACCUUCUUCGGGAAGCGCCACUCCCGGGUGUCCUCGGUGGCCAUGGAGGACGUGGCCGGGGCCAAGGGCGAGGGGCCCCUCUCGGAGCCCCUGCUGGCCACGGGGGAGCAGGGGGGCGACCCCGCGCCGCAGGGGGCAGGGGAAGCCAACGGGACGGUGCCCGGACCCCCCUCGCCCCCUCCGGGCCCCCCCGCCAACGGGGAAUUCCCCCUGCCCCCUCCCAUGGAGCAGGAAGCCUUGCCCCCCGUGUAA